CGAUCUGCAGGCCUCUGCAGCCCACAGCUAACCUCACCCGUCACCACAAGCAAUAGCAGGCAGAGCCUGCAGAUCAGAUUCGCAGACGGAAACAUGAAGCCCAGGUCUUGUUCUUCCAGCAUCAGCAGCGCGCUGCUCGUGCUGCUGCUAUGCUGCCUCUGCAGCUCCGUCGCGAGGUCCCAGACGGCCGACUCGUGCGGCUCCGGUUCCAGCCUCGCCGCCGUCAGCCGCCUCAUCCCCUUCGACACCUCCAACCUCACCUGCUUCGACGCCUGGCCCUCCCAAGGUUUCAUCGUGCGCUACGGGAAGAGCGGGCAGGACACGUGGAGCUUCGUACUGUCGGCGCCGGACGCGGACGGGUACGUGUCGGUGGGGUUCUCGUCCAACGGCGCCAUGGUGGGGAGCAGCGCUGUGGCCGGGUGGACGACCGGCGGCGGCGUCGGGGUGGCGAAGCAGUACCGGCUGGGCGGGACGAGCCCGGGGAGCUGCCCGCCGGACCAGGGCAGCCUGGCGCUGCUCCCCGGCUCCACGCUCCUGGCUGCUCAGUCAUCCCGCCUCCACCUCGCCUUCCAGUUCACCGCCGCGCGCCCGGCGCCGUUCCUCAUCUACGCCGUCGGCCCCUCGGGGGCCCAGCUCUCCAACAACUACCUCGUGCGGCACCGCAGCUACGGCUCCGCCGCCGUCGACUACGCCACCGGCGUGGCGUCCAGCGCGGGCGGCGGCGCGUCGUCGUUCGACGCGAGGAAGUGGCACGGCGCGAUGGCCGGGCUCGGGUGGGGCGUGCUCAUGCCGGUGGGCGUCGCACUGGCGCGCUACUUCAAGCGGCACGACCCGUUCUGGUUCUACGCGCACAUCUCCGUGCAGGGGGUCGGGUUCGUGCUAGGCGCGGCGGGGGUCGUGGCCGGGUUCAGGCUGAACGACGACGACGUCCCCGGCGCCGACAGCCACCAGGCGCUCGGCGUCGCCGUCCUCGUCUUCGGCUGCCUGCAGGUGCUGGCGUUCCUGGCGCGGCCGGGCAAGGGGUCCAAGGUGCGGCGGUACUGGAACUGGUACCACCACUACGUCGGCCGCGCCGCCGUGGCGUGCGCCGUCGCCAACGUCUUCGUCGGGCUGUCCGUCGCGCACGAGGCCUCCGCCGCUGGCGCCUUCUACGGCGUCUCCCUCGCGGUCUGGGUCCUCGCCUCGGUUGUUCUCGAGGUCAGGCUCUGGAGGUCCGCCGCUUGAUCCGGCGAUCGACGACCAUUCGACUUCGGAGAUUCAUGUACACCGUUAUGUUACGCGAGUGUAGCCUCUCGUCGUCUGCAUUACUAUACCUUGUAGGUGCUUGUUGUAUGAGCGUAGAUGAUUUGUUUUCGUCGAGAUAUACAUUGUUGA
Panicum hallii is the source of this 1374-nucleotide messenger RNA. Its product is annotated as cytochrome b561 and DOMON domain-containing protein At3g07570-like. The record is from RefSeq and is a predicted model, not a curated record. Bases 94 to 1224 code for a protein of 376 amino acids. Lineage: Eukaryota; Viridiplantae; Streptophyta; Magnoliopsida; Poales; Poaceae. The transcript has 2 exons.